Molecule: messenger RNA, 2212 nt
Organism: Grus americana (Whooping crane)
Lineage: Eukaryota; Metazoa; Chordata; Aves; Gruiformes; Gruidae
Gene: HOXA4
Product: homeobox A4
Exons: 2
Coding region: 72-995 (307 amino acids)
Biological process (GO): anterior/posterior pattern specification; embryonic skeletal system morphogenesis; regulation of transcription by RNA polymerase II
Cellular component (GO): nucleus
Molecular function (GO): RNA polymerase II cis-regulatory region sequence-specific DNA binding; DNA-binding transcription factor activity, RNA polymerase II-specific
Source: RefSeq, a predicted model, not a curated record
GGGAGGGGCCUCGCCGAGCCCAGAAAAACGACAACGCGAGAAAAAUUAGUAUUUUUGCACUUCACAAAUUAAUGACCAUGAGUUCGUUUUUGAUAAACUCCAACUACAUCGAACCCAAAUUCCCUCCCUGCGAGGAGUACACGCAGCACAGCGGCAGCGCCGGCAGCUCCGCCAGCUACCACCCGCACCACCCGCACCCGCACGCCCCGCCGCCGCCGCCACCUCCGCCGCCGCACCUGCAUGCCGCGCACCCGGGCCCGGCGCUGCCUGAGUACUUCCCGCGUCCGCGCCGGGAACCGGGCUACCAGGCUCCCGCGGCGCCGCCGGGGCCGCCGGGGCCGCCUCCCGAGGCGCUCUACCCCGCGCAGGCACCCUCCUACCCCCAGGCGCCCUACAGCUACAGCAGCGCCGGCAGCGCCGCCCCGGGCCCCGAGCAGCCGCCCCCGGGCGCCUCGCCGCCGCCGCCGCCGCCCGCCAAGGGUCACCCCGGCCCGCCCCAGCCCCUGCUCCCAGGCCAUGCCCUGCAGCGCCGCUGCGAAGCGGCCCCCGCCGCCGGGGCCGGCACCGGGCCCGGUUGCCCGCUGCUGCCCGACAAGAGCCUGCCCGGGCUGAAGGGGAAGGAGCCGGUGGUCUACCCCUGGAUGAAGAAGAUCCAUGUGAGCACGGUCAAUCCCAAUUACAACGGAGGGGAGCCCAAGAGGUCUCGCACUGCCUACACCAGACAGCAGGUCCUGGAGCUGGAGAAGGAGUUCCACUUCAAUCGCUACCUGACCAGGAGGCGACGCAUCGAGAUCGCGCACACUCUCUGCCUCUCCGAGCGCCAGGUCAAGAUCUGGUUCCAGAACAGGCGCAUGAAGUGGAAGAAAGACCAUAAACUGCCUAACACAAAGAUGCGCUCCUCAAACCAGUCCACACUGAGCCAGCAGUCCAAAGCACAGACACAGGGCCACCCCCAUCCACUCGAUGGGGCUACACCCAACGCAGCCGCGUUAUAAAUACUUUUUUUUUUUUUAAUAUAUAUAUAUUUACCUAUCUAUUGGGGUUUUCCAGCUGCCCCGUGGUGGAGGCUGGCCGUUUGGACCAAACAACUGUGUAAAACAAAACAGGAGCAGGAAAGGAAGACGAGACGUGCCCAAGAACGGGUACAUGUUUAAACCAAAACCCGGACGAUUGUCUACAUUGUAUAUAGAUAAUGGUUCCAUGCCCAUCAUUUUUUUUCUAUUUAUGGAAACACUGCCUUGCCCUCGGUGUAAGAGAGGGCUGGAUGCUGUCACGGACGAAUUCUCUGUACCUAAGACGGACUCUUUCUUCUUUUCUCCUUUUUUUUUUUUUUUUUUUUUAGAGAACACUUUAAAAAUAAAAGACGGUUAAAACAAAGCAAAGACCUCGCGAGACACUUGUGUAAGGCAUUGACUCGAAUAACGCUGUUUCGUGGCGUGUUCGUGGAUUCCCGCGUGCGUGCGUGUGUGUGUGUGUAUGAGGGUGCACACGCACGUAUGCACACACACACCAACACGGGAGAGAAAACGAACACGUCCACGGAAGGUUAAAGACUUAUAAAAAAUGUCCCCUUACGCUGUCUAAAGGAAAAUGUUUUAUGUAUCAAAGGUAACUUAACUGGUUUUAAGUGUAGCCCCCGCAGUAGCUGUGAUCUAUUAGUUUUUCUCCACAUUCCAUAUUGCAUUUAUUUAAAGAAAUAUUGCUAUAAAGGCUGUUGCUGUCUUCAUAUUUGGCACCGUCUAAAUCGUUUGGGUCCAUGUACAAUUUGUGGAUUUUUGGUGUAAUGUAUAACAGUGCCAAAUGCUGGUAAUAAAGAUUAUUCUGUACAAAAGAAUUAAACGCUUGAAACACAAGUCCACUUAGUGCUGUUUCAUCCACCUUGUGCUUGGCUGGUGUUGGCACCAGGAAUGAAAAACAACGGUUUAAUGUAUUGUUUUAACUUGGAUUCAUCUUGUCAAUAAGGUAAUGGUUGCUUUAAAUAUAGUGAAAAACGUCCUGACUCCUAAUUGUCUGGCUGGGAAAAAGAGCGCUGUAGGACAAGGAAAGGUCUUGCUUCGUUGUAUAGGUGAGUGGUAUUAUCUUUAGCCGACUUAUGGCAGAAUUAGUCCGGCUCUUCAUCGCUGUCCGCACGACUAUUUCCAGCUGCGUUACAGAGAAAUUGUGCUUCUACUGCGAGCCAAUAAGCUCCCAUGACGGGUUUUGCUGGAGGAGA